Messenger RNA from Staurois parvus, 360 nucleotides. The record is from the annotation of a GenBank genome assembly. Lineage: Eukaryota; Metazoa; Chordata; Amphibia; Anura; Ranidae.
UGAUUACUUGCCGGUGCCCGGUGAUUGCCGAGCAUUUCCGAUGGGAAAGAGAGCUGUUUGUAAACAAAAUAGUUCUCCCUGUCAGCUCUUGCACACUGCUUUUGCAGUGUUGUGAUUACAGUGACAUGCAAAGCAGUGUGAUUACAGUGAAGAACAAACACACGGCCCCAUAGUAAAACACACCCAGCACACAGUGCCCCAUAUGUUAACCCCUUCCUGUCCAGUGCCAUUAGUACAAGGUCAGUGCUUUUUUUUUUUAGCACUGAUCACUGUAUUGGUGUCACUGAGGAUGCCAGUGACACCAAGUCAGUUCCCCCCCAGUGUCAGAAUGCCUGCCGCAGUCUCGCUAUAAGUUGCGGA